Molecule: messenger RNA, 4356 nt
Organism: Aspergillus tubingensis
Lineage: Eukaryota; Fungi; Ascomycota; Eurotiomycetes; Eurotiales; Aspergillaceae
Exons: 2
Coding region: 1-4356 (1451 amino acids)
Biological process (GO): telomere maintenance
Cellular component (GO): chromosome, telomeric region
Molecular function (GO): DNA binding
Source: RefSeq, a predicted model, not a curated record
AUGGACGCUCACGAACAGCAACCUCCGGUCUCCGAACCUCUACGGUCGACGACCCCGAUCCCUAUCGCGAAGCUCGCCCCGGAGCUCGAGAAUCUUUCGGACAGCUCUAUCCACGCCGUGGUGACCUUGCUAUGGCCCUAUUCAUCAUCAACUCGUUCUCUCAGCCUCCUGCUGGCGGAGCCGGACUUUCGCCUUCGACGCACGAAUGGACAGGUCAAGGUGGUCUUCCAUGGGCUGGUCGCGGAAGAAGUAGCCAAGUCGCACGUCGGAAUUGGCGAUACUGUCUAUAUUAGGCUGGCGGGAUCGAGAUUUGUGGACAAUGGGGUGUCUAAUCAGACGCCAGGAAGAUGCAUCGCGUGGGACAUUAACUAUGAUGAUGGCGUUUCCAUUGAGAUCUGGCGUUCUUCUCAACAUCUCUCCACUGUGCAAGUAGACCGCCCAUCAUCUCCGCCGCCCACUAUCGACAAUGCGAUUGAAGAGGCACCAUCCACCCCUCCUGCCAACGGAUACCCUCGCCCAGAUGGGACGAGUCACAACGCUAGUCUACAGGCAUGGCAGUCACCGGCUUUUGUCGAGCGAUCGCGCACAUCGCUGGGCCACCUUUCGAGCUCCAUAUUCGACCCAUUCGCAGAAGAAGAUGGCUUCGUGCCGGGGAAAGGAAGGAAGCGACCAAGGUUUAGCAUGCGCGGCAGUGAUUGGCGUCUCGUCGAUGAACCUGCGAGCCCCGAAGACAUCGACAUUCCGGGAGAUUGGACGGCUAUGUUUGACGACGAGGAAUGGCUGAAAGCUGAGAUUGGCGAGGAUGAUGCGGAGGAUACCAAACAGUCCCCAGAGCCAUCUGAAACUCGCGACGUUGAACCAGUAUCGGAGGGGCCGCCCGAUGGCGCGCAAGCUGAAGGUACCGCCACUGAGUCCGAGCAAGUGACACCUGAGUCCACUACAGAGAAGAAGUUGAACGAAUCAAGAUCCGAUGCGGAAUUUCUUGUGCCUGGCAUUGUAUCGAGGACCGAGGCUCCAAGCCCGCGAAGGCACGGCAUACCCAACUUCGCUGGUCAUCUGCCAAUAGAUACUCCGCGCCUUCACCCUAUCCCCUCUCCCGGCCUGCCUGUUCCUUCACCCUUGGUUAGCACUUCAAACAGCCCUUUUGGGUAUUUCGGAGCCGUGUCAACUACCGGCCAAACUCAGUCUACUCCACCAACAACUGUCAGCCAAAAUGCCGCCGAUUUGGCGCUUGAGGCUAUAUCGGAGAUGCCACCAGAGACUAUUAUCAGGAACUCUGAUGAGCAUGUGACAACAAUGGUCAACGAGGAAGCUACUACUUUGUCCGAACCAGUUUCACAGAUGCGCGAAGUGGGCUCUGAGUCGGAAGUUGACCAUGCUGUUUCCUUACACGGAAUGGUCAACGCAGGGGCUCAAGGUUUAGAGGCUAUGCAUGCUCAAGAUACUACGUCGUCUUUGUCUGUUCUUCAAACAGCCACUCCGCAUACUGCCUUUACUUUCGGUAUUGAAGGUGGAGAUACUGAAGGAGCAAUGCCACACGAAGAAGAACGGGCCAAGGUGGAAGAGGACGAGGAACGGCUCGAAGCACUUGGGCAAUUUGAAGCACGGGCGGAUUCCAGUAUGGCUGUGGAGGAGAAAGGAAUUUACCACAGUGUGGUGGAAAGGGCACAGCACGACCUAGAAGGCGAAGACCACGAAUACGAGAGCGCUAGUCAAAGCUCAAUCAUCGAGGACGCUCGCUCAGAGGCCUUGAGCGAAGAAUACGUUUCGGAAGAAGACGAGCAGCCCGACGCCAGAGCAAGACAUGACAUCGAAAUUAUUUCCGAAAGUGAAGCAGAAUCACCGGAGAAAUCUCAUGAUACCGUCAGGAGAGAAUAUGGAUAUCACCCCGAAGAUGACGAGGAAGAAGAACUCGAUGAGGAGGAGGACAUUUCUGAUGAGGAGCCUGAAUCUGAAGAGUUGGAGGAUGAUUAUGAUGAGGACGGAUAUGACGAUCGUGUUGAUUCUGAACUUGAGUCACAGGAAGAUGAACUGGAGGCUGAAUCGCCUCAUCCCAUCAAGAAGGCCGAACCAGAGGUUAUUGUGCUCGAUAGCGAUAGCGACGAGGAGCCUUCGCCGAGCGUACCAAGGCAGCCCGCUGCAGCACCGGCAGCCACAUAUACUCGGGAACCCGACGUAUCCCCAUCUGCGGAUGAAGCAUCCAGCUAUGGGACAUCGGAGCCUGGCGAAUACGAAGAAUAUGAGAGUGAGGAGGUUGAUGACGCGGAGGGGGAGGACUAUAGUGAUGAAGACGUCGAAGAGGGUGGCGAAUGGUUUGUGCGAGACAACCAAGAAGCCCAAGAGCGAGAGGUGGAGCCGGUAGAGGUCGACUUGAUUCGCCAGGGCCGCGAAAUCGAGGGGAGUGAAGGAUUACAUUCCGACGAAGUGCAGGUGGCUCAUAAACCAACAAUGGAGCCGCACAGUGAUGACGAGGCCAUCGGCGUAGAGCAGGUACAUUACGGACACGAGAGCGAAGGAGAUGUGGAUAUGGAUGACGGGCAGCGGGACACUGAAGAUGCUGAUGUCAAGGCCAUGGAAGCCGAAUCGGUCCAGGAUGAAGAGAUGCACGACCUACAAACCGAUGAUGAUCAGAAUAACGAUGAACAAUCCCGUGACGAAACAGUCGGUGACGAGAAGGCUCACUACGUGGAUCCUCAUAGAGAAGACGUAGAACAGGAACGUCUUGAGGAGCCAGCUGGUGCUAAAGAACCAGAGGUGGUGCACAUAGAAGAUGAGGCAACAGAAGAACCAGUUCAUCUUGCAGAAGGUCAUGAAGAAUCCACAGAGGGUGCUGUCCUUAGGGCUCCAUCCGAUGGCGCCGAGCAAAGCAUCGAUAUCGACGGACACCCUGGUUACCACGCCGAACAUGAGGAAUUAGGGAUAACAGAAGUCAUAUCACACGAGGCACAUCCCGGGGAGAUCGCAUAUGCUCAAGACACCAUCCAUAUCGCUCAACAAGAUGGGGCCGGUACUGAAACCGUUCUACAGUAUCCCGAACCCCCGAUCGAUCCCGAGCUUUUCGACGCGGGCACUUUUCCGACAGAAAUUAGUAGUGAACAACAGGAGGCACAUACCUCCCACGAGCAGAUACAGGAUGGUGAGGAUGCAGGCGUGCCAGAACAAGCCCAGCACAUUGACCCUAGCCUGUCGCUAGAUGGUGCUUCUCAAAGCUUGGGCCUUCCUGACUCGGCUGCCCAUGUUCCCAAGAUGCCAAUUCUCCCACAGAACCAGCUGGUGACUCCAGAGUCAUCUCAAAUUAAUGGAGUGGACAUUCCUUCUGUCCCUGUCUUACCGGUGGAUGCAGCCCUGCCAACCCCUGAGCCUACCCAGGAAAGGUCAGAUUUCCAGGUGGAAGACGAACCACAGCCCACCGUUGAGGUAGUUACAGAAACGACAGCGACGGUGGUGACAGAAACCCUCCCGCAAGACGAAGACGCCCAGUCUGAAGCUGAAUCGAUCUCUACCGCACCCGAAGAACGGGCAAUUUCGGAUGACGACAAGGGAGCCCACACAACUCAUAGCGAAGACGAAGUCCUACUCGUCGGCCAUGACCGCAAACACCUUCUCAACCUCAACCGCAACUACCCGGGCCUGCGCAGCAAAUACUCCUACUUCGCGCCCCUCGCCACCCUCAUCGACCACUACAACGCACUGACAGACACCAUCUCAAUCGUAUCCGAAACUCGACCCGCGAUCCGCUCAACUACGGGCAGAAAGGACUACAUCCUGACCUUCGGUGUGACCGACCCAUCCCUCGCCGGCACAAUCCUGUACGCCCAGAUCUUCCGACCCUACAAAACCGCCCUGCCAACCCUAGAAGAAGGCGACGCCAUCCUCCUCCGCAACUUUAAGGUCAAGAGCUUCAAACACUCCAUCACCUUGUCCAGCGUCGACAGCAGCGCCUGGGCCGUCUUCAACGGCCCCAACGAAGCCCAAAUCGACGGCCCACCCGUUGAGUACGGCGCGGAGGAGCAAACCUACGCCACGGACUUGCGCCAAUGGUAUCACGAAGACGGCAUGGCCAUGGUAGCCGAUUACCAAUUACAGGCCUCGAUUGAGCAGGAAAGUCGCGAGGCCACCCCCUACAGUACCGGCGGAUUCAGCGAUUCGGGCAGCGUGAACAACGUUGAUGGACGCGCGGACUCCUCGUUCUCGUCGAGUCGGGGCUCCGGCUCCGGCUCCCGGAGGCGGAAAUCCCAUCGUCGGAUUACCAUCCAUGAGUUGCGCGAUGGAAGGAGAUAUGCCGAGGUUGGGUCGCCGAGCAGUAAGGAAGAUAUACAUGAGUUGAGGGAUGGGACGGUGUAUGCGAACUUCUGA